This is a messenger RNA of Dryobates pubescens (Downy woodpecker), 2009 nucleotides long. RefSeq names its product ectonucleoside triphosphate diphosphohydrolase 4 (gene ENTPD4). The transcript is spliced from 12 exons. Gene Ontology annotation, cellular component: membrane. Gene Ontology annotation, molecular function: nucleoside diphosphate phosphatase activity. Gene Ontology annotation, biological process: nucleoside diphosphate catabolic process. NCBI's taxonomy places the organism in Eukaryota, Metazoa, Chordata, Aves, Piciformes, Picidae. The record is from RefSeq and is a predicted model, not a curated record. The coding region runs from base 108 to 1955 and encodes 615 amino acids.
CAGAAGAGCCAUGGCUUUGAGGAAGGUUGAUGUGCCUUGUCAGGCUGAGGUGACUGGCUGAUGUUUGAACACCAGCUUGGGUUUUCUCUCUGCUGGUCACACCCAAAAUGGGGAGGAUCAGCAUCUCAUGUUUGCUUCCUGCUUCUUGGCACUUCAGCAUCUCUCCAGUGGGAUGUCCACGUGUCCUCAACACCAGCCUGAGGCAGAUCCUGGUGGUUGGAGUCCUGGCUGCUGCUCUCUCUCUGCUUUACUAUUCCCUGGUGGUCAUCAGGAGCAAGUAUGGGCGUGCCUACAGGGACAAAAGCUUCCACAGAUACCUUGCCAGGGUCACUGACACAGAGGCCACAGACACCAACAAUCCCAACCUCAACUAUGGCAUCGUUGUGGACUGUGGCAGCAGUGGCUCCAGGAUCUUUGUGUAUUGUUGGCCCAGGCACAAUGGCAAUCCCCAUGACCUGCUGGACAUCAAGCAGAUGAGGGACAAAGCCAGGAAACCAGUGGUGAUGAAAAUUAAACCAGGCAUCUCAGAGUUUGCCAGCUCUCCAGGCCAGGUCAGUGAUUACAUCUCCCCACUGCUCAGCUUUGCUGCUGAGCACGUGCCCCGUGCCAAGCACAAGGAGACUCCUCUCUACAUCCUGUGCACUGCAGGCAUGAGGAUCCUGCCAGAAAGCCAGCAGAAGGCAAUCCUUGAAGAUCUGCUCACUGAUAUCCCUGUGCAGUUUGACUUCCUCUUUUCAGACUCCCAUGCAGAGGUGAUUUCAGGGAAGCAGGAAGGAGUUUAUGCAUGGAUUGGCAUCAACUUUGUGCUUGGAAGAUUUGAGCAUACAGAUGAUGAGGAUGAAGCAGUUGUGGAGGUCCUUGUGCCAGGCAGUGAGAACAAGGAGGCCAUCUUCAGAAAGAGGACAGUGGGUAUCCUUGACAUGGGUGGAGUCUCGACUCAGAUUGCAUAUGAAGUCCCUAAAACUGUAAGCUUUGCCUCUCCACAGCAGGAGGAGGUAGCCAAAAACUUGCUGGCAGAGUUCAACCUGGGUUGUGAUGCUCAUCAAACUGAGCACAUCUACAGAGUCUACGUCGCCACCUUCCUGGGCUUCGGAGGCAACGCAGCGAGGCAGAGAUAUGAGGAGAGCCUCUUUGCCAGCACAGUGCUCAAGAACAGGCUGCUGGGCAAGCAGACAGGUCUGACCUCUGAUUCCCCCUACCUGGACCCCUGCCUGCCCCUGGAUGCUGAGGAUGAAAUCCAGCAGAGUGGGCAGGUCCUGCACCUGCGGGGCACGGGCGACUUCCAGCUCUGCCGUGAGCUCCUCCAGCCCUUCAUGAACAAGACCAAUGAAACCCAGACCUCCCUCAAUGGUGUCUACCAGCCUGCUGUGCCCUUCCACAACAGUGAAUUCUAUGGCUUCUCAGAGUUCUACUACUGCACUGAGGAUGUGCUGCGCAUGGGAGGAGACUACAACGCUGCCAAGUUCACUAAAGCUGCCAAGGAGUACUGUGCCACGAAGUGGUCUGUCCUGCGGGAGCGUUUUGACCGGGGCCUUUAUGCCUCACACGCUGAUCUCCACAGACUGAAGUACCAGUGUUUUAAAUCUGCCUGGAUGUAUGAAGUGUUCCACAGUGGCUUCUCUUUCCCUGUCACUUACAGCAACUUGAAGACAGCUCUGCAGGUGUAUGACAAAGAGGUGCAGUGGACCCUGGGGGCCAUCCUCUACCGAACUCGCUUUCUACCUUUAAGAGACAUCCAGCAAGAGAACUUCCGUGGCAGCCACUCACACUGGAGGAGCUUCUCCUUUGUUUACAACCACUACCUGUUCUCUGCCUGCUUCCUGGUCGUGCUGCUCUCCAUCCUGCUCUACCUGCUGCGCCUGCGCCGCAUCCACCGCCGCAUGCUGCGCAACUCCUCCUCCCCUGCCCUGUGGCUGGAGGAAGGGCUCCCCCCACAGAAGAUCCCAGGACCCUGAGGAGAUGCUGGGAUGGAGCUGUGCUUUUGUUGGGACUUGCUACACACACACACA